UGUCUGUGCAGAGUCCCGACAAUCUGUCACAUCUCAAUGGACAAAAGAACCCCCACCAAGUGCUUCUGAUGAGGUAAUCUCGUGGUCGGCGUGUAAUAGAAUCCCCCGACUGAGAGAUGGCCUUCUUCAAGAGCUUCCAGCCGACCCUGCCGUCUGUCAACAUUUCUUCCAUCCUGGACUCUGUCACCAGUCGUGUGGAUGAUCUGGCCAACGCAGUCAGCGAUGCCACAUAUGCUGUCAGCGACCAGCUCACCGAGCAGGUUACUACGAUCAUCAACAAGGUGCAGGAGGAGGAGGAGGAGGGGGAAAACAGCAGGAGCCAGGAUGCUGCUCAGGCCUCCGGCUCGCAAGAGGGAAGGGCCGGAAAUAAAAGCAUGUGGCAAAUGCAGAGAAACUCAGACGCUGGCCAGACUGGUUCAAGAAACAACCAAAACAGUGACACAACGGAAGGGCAGAACUCCCAGAGUCAACUGGAGUGGGAAUGGAGGGACGGAUGCUGGCGAGUUAAAAAGACGGAGGCCGAGCUGGCAGAAGAAGAGAUGAGGAAGAAGGAGGAAAAGGAGAUGCAGGAAAAACGAGAGCAGAGGAGAAAGGAGAGGAGAGAGAGGCAGCUGGAGAAAGAAGCAGAAACCAAAAGAAACAGAGAGGAAGCCAACGAAGGAGGGAAGGAAGAGGAAGAUGAAACUUCUGAAAAGAUAGAUGACAGAGAAGGACGAGAAAGGAAGACAAAUGAGAGUGAAGAUCCCAUAUCUGCUCAGCAAAAAAGUGAUGACUGUGAUAAAACUUCUUACUUAGCUGAUAGAGAAAUAGAAACAAAGACAUCAAAACAGGAGGAGGAAAAAGACGGAGAAGCCGAAGAGGGGCAGGAGAGAGAAGCAGACAAUGAGGAAGAGGAUGAGCCAUCUAGGUCAUCUUCUAAAGUCAAAAAGAGGAAGUCGGAUAAGAAAAAGGACAAAGAGAGUUCAAAGAAACCUCAGGAAGACUUAGAUGUGGAGAAGAAGAAAGACAGAAGCAAGAAAAGCAAGAAGAAAAAGAAAGGAAACCAAGAUGGAGUUGUAUCAAACAGCGAAGAGGAAAAAAGCCCGGAGGGUGUGACCCAGCAGAACAUAACGUCUGCAUGGAGUAAAGGCAAACAGUCCAGUGAGCAGGGAGGAUACAGCAGUGAGGCCUCCAGCGAACAGGCUGCCAGCAUUCAGAGGAUAAAGAGAGAUUCCUCUUUAACUGAGCUCCAGCCUCCACCGUACCAACACGUGAGCUCGGGGACACGCAAGUCCUCACGCUCAGAACGAGAAGUCCGGAGGCCGCCGUCCCCGCAGCAAUCCGACAGCCCUCGCUGCUCCAGCGAGGCCAGCAUGGAGCAGGACACCGAGAGUUACCUCAACAAAGGCUGUGAGGAGGACAUUCCCAGUGACAGCACUGCUGUCUUGAGCCCAGAGGAUGGUUCUGGUCUCCGGCUUCCUUCGGCCUACGAGCCAGAGCCCAUCGCACAAUACGGCACGCUGGACGUCGCCUUCGAAUACGAUUCUUCUGAGCAGUGGUUGGCCGUCACGGUGACGGCCGCCACCGACAUCCCCGCUCUGAAACAGACGGGCAACAUCGCCUGGCAGGUCCACCUGGUCCUGCUCCCCACCAAGAAGCAGCGGGCCAAAACGGGCGUGCAGAAGGGUCCGUGUCCCGUUUUCACAGAAACAUUCAGGUUUUCCCGGGUGGAACAGGAGGCCCUGGGGGACUACGCGGUUUGCUUCCGCCUGUACAGCAUCCGACGGAUGAAAAAGGAGAAGGUCCUGGGAGAGAAGGUGUUCUACCUGACUAAGCUGAACUUGCAGGGGAAGAUCGCUCUGCCCGUCACCCUGGAGCCUGGCUCUGAACUUACAGGUUGUGGCUCUCUUGUAAGUGUGUCUCGUAGCGCAGGUGCUUUGUCCUACCGCUCCACCGAAGACUCAUCGCUGCCAGAGAUCCUCCUGGGUCUCAUUUAUAACGUUGCCACAGGGCAGCUUUCUGCUGAGGUUAUACAAGGAAGCCACUUCAAAACUGCAGCUUCUGAUAAACCUGUCAACGGUCUGUUUUGUUGUGUGAAACACUUCGUAGGGGGACAGCUGUAUAUCAUGAGAGACACCUACGUUAAACUGACCAUGCUGGACUCCAAGGGCAAAGAGAUGUCCAAACGCAAGACGGCCGUGUGCCGCGGCCAGCCCAACCCCACCUACAAGGAGACGUUUGUCUUCCAGGUGGCGCUCUUCCAGCUGUCCGAGGUGUCGUUGGUGGUGUCCGUGUUCUGCAGGCGGAGCAGCAUGAGGCCCAGGGAGAGGCUGGGCUGGGUCUCCUUGGGCCACAGCAGCACCACCGAGGAGCAGCAAUCCCACUGGACAGAGAUGAGGGAGGCAGAGGGGCAGCAGGUUUGCCACUGGCACACUCUGACUGACACCUAGGAGACGCUUUAUGAGGAUUUAUGAGCAACCGUAAAGAGCAUCCAAAGCUCUGGAAGAGCAGGAAACACCUUCUGCGUACGAGUGUCCUUGUGUGCGGUGCAUUCAGGUGUGAGGGUGGAAGAAGCUUCCCGGUCCUCACUGCCAGACUGCAUGGCUGCCCUGUAACCUGUCACAGGGCUGACUACACGGGGAAGGAUUCACACCUCCGACUCCAGCCUUUUGAACGACACACUGUUAAAAAAAAAAACAACUGACACUGUAAUUCAUAAGUAAAAACAAUUUGUUUAAUAUUAAGAAAUUAUUUUCACAGCAAAAUGCGCAUGCACACCAAGUGUUUACAGGACCAACAUGACACAACACGUCCAGACGGCUUCAGCCUUUGAAUUUCGGACCACAGAGUUUGGUGCCGGACCGGCAAGACUCCUUCCAAUUUUUUUUCUGGGCUUCAGCUAUCACCAGCAUACCAGACAUUUCUCCAGCACUGACAAAAGAGGAUGCGAAGAGUGGACUGUUACAAGAGUCCUGCAACAUGCUGCAACUUAUGCUUACGAGCUGUUCUUUUUACGAUAUGUUUACAUGCACACGGCAUUAUGCAAGAUAAAUUAGUUGGUUUGCUCCGGGAUUUUUUUUUAAUGAUUUUUGGAGAAUUAUCUUUCAUGAAUUUUAUAUUUUAAAAAAAAUCAUUUGCAUAACUCUGAAACACUAUGCAUAUGAUGCAGGAAGGGUGCACUUCUUCCCUGUGCUUGCCGAGUCUCUUACGGGAUUGGACACAGACAGCUCUGCAUGCCGUCUGCACUGAAGGACAGCUUCCCUUCCUGUGUGACGCAGACUUGAGCCUGUUUCGCCGUUCAGCCUUCUGACAGCUCUGCCAUGUUCGUUCAUGUAGAAACACGGCGCAUCACGCCGGGCCGAGGAGGAGUAUGCAAAAGACCGCACAGUCCCAAUAAACUGCGAGGGCAGCACCGAUGGCAACCUCAGCUGUGCUUCCUGGGCUGGAGCGAGGAAUAAAGAAAAAGCAGAGUUAAAGACAGAAGAAUCAUAUUACUCCCCCCUCCCCCAUACCAGUGUAAUUGAAAAUGUGACGUUUCAUCAAGGCUGAAGAAAUAUUUGGCAGGAGCAGUAUAAGGUUCUACCUGUAUGUUAAAAUGCUGAUCUGUGAGAGCAGCUGUGAGUUGGGGAAGAAAAAAAAAUUCUCUCCCCUGAGGACAAAUGAAAACUCCAGAGUCACACCCAUCCCUCCACCAGCUGGCUCGGCUCCAGAGGCGUGGGCUGCCCGCUCGGCUCUCGUUCUGUCGAAGCGUGCUGCGGUCACACCUCAUCAGUGGUAUUCAUUUCAAAUUAACGAAGAACACAUCCAGAGUUUCUAACAGUUCAUUUUUUAUUUCUUUUAUUAAGAAAUUGAGUGUAAAAAUGAAAUCAUUCCACUGUUUUUUUUCCUUCUUCUUUUGGCAUCUUCAGUAGAUUAGAAAACAUGUUUCAAAGUCCAUGGCACAUGGAGAUUGUCAAAUCUGGACUGGAUUAUUUCAUAUUAAACUUGAGUUCUUUUAUUAAUAGUUUGAUAUUUUUUGUUGAUAAAAUUUCCCCCCAAAAAUCGAAGUGUCAGGGCUUUGUUUGGCAUCUAAACUAACACUCGCGUCCAGUUUAAAGGGUGAGCAUUUUUAAGGUCGUGUCAGUGACUAAAAAAUGAAAACAAGAGUUUGGAGAAAAACUUAUGUUUUGGAGUUGCUAAUGUGUUUUCAAUGCGAAGUUACUUUAUUCCAUACUGGACCAGACACGGAAAAUUGAGUAAAACCUUCAGUGCCUUAGUAGGAACUGGGACGAAGGGAAAAAUUUCCAGCUGAAGCUUUUUGCAAUUUUGAAGAAAUGUUUUCAGUAAAUUUUGCUCAUUGAAAUAGAUAUACUGUGUUGCAAAAGUGUUUGUACCCAAAUUGUCAGUUUGUAUCAAAUUUUAAUUUAUUUAUUUCAGGUUUCGUAUGAUAGACCAAAACAAUGAGGCGCAAAUUUGCGGAGACAAAAACGAUAAAUGGUUUCCAACGGGUUUUUUUUUUACAAAAGAAGAAAAAAAAAGUGAGUUUGUACUCAACCACAUGUACUCUGACACACAUAAAUAAAAUCCAGGAAUCUCCUAAUUGGUAAAUAGUCCAGCUGUUCAGAGGGUUUGCUACAAAAAUUAUUCAACAAACAGAAUCAUGAAAACCAAGAAAAACACUGGGCAGAUAAAGACUUUUAAUGCCCAAUGUGAAGAGCCGUGGUGGCAGCAUCAUGGUGUGGGAGCGCUGUUCCUCCAGAGUGGCAGGAAAGUCGGUCAGAACUGAUGGGAAAGUAAAUACAGAGCGACUGUGGAAGAAAACCUGUUAGUGGAGGCAAAGAUCUGGAACUGUAGAGAGGAUUCCCGUUCCAGCAGGACAACAACUCUGGACAGAUGGCCAAAGUUACAAAUGAAUGAACAUGCUGUGACCCGAGACAAAGUACUGACCUAAACCUAAUUGAGAAUCUGUGCCACAGCUUGAAAACUGCUCAGCAAAAAUGUUAUACAAAGUAUGGAUUCAGAGGGAGCUGAAAACAUAUGGACAACAAAACUUCCAGAUUUAUUUCUUGUAAAAACGUUGAAAACCCGAGAAUCAUUUUACAUUCACAGCCGUAUGCUGCUUUGUGUCGGUCUGUUUCAGAAAAAGAAAAAAAAAAAUGUUUGUGGCUAUAAGGUGACAAAAUGUACUAAAAUUCAAGAGGUAGGAAUCCCUUUGCCAGAGUCAAAAGACGUCAGUAGACAUGAAAAUGAGGACAUGAGUCAAGAACAUUUUUUAUUAGACAAGUUUUUAUUCCCAUUCAUCUGGCCUUUGAAUGGCAUGUCUGACGCUGUCAUCAGUCUGACAGCACAAGCAGCGGUGCAGGUGGCUGGAGCCAGACCAAGGAGCGCAUAUUUUCAUCAAUAUUUACACCUUGCAGGGUGACUGCAGCCUUUUAGAUUGAUUCUGCUUCAAGCCACAGAAAACUAGUUGUGCCACUGACGCUUGAAGGGGGGGGGAAACGGAGGGAGAAAUGCUGACCCAAACUGAGCCCUUAGGACUUGGUCAGAGUCGAAAGAUAAUUACAAAUAUCCUGGAACAGGGGCCAGGCUGCUUGUAAUAGCAGGGGAAUAAGGAAAUGCAUUUUUUGGUCGUUUUACAACACGCCUAAUAAAAACCGACUCCAAUUUUGUCUAAGUAAAACAGGCCUGAUUCCAUAUAUUUGGCCCUCGAGUCAGAGGCAUCACAAGGCUUUCAUUGGCAGCAACAUUAAUGGGAUGUCUCUUUUAGGUUGGGAUCUGAGUGAUCAGGAACAAGCAACCACAACAUUAUGGUUUUAUUGUAUGUCUUAUCAAGUUUAAAAACAGCCUUUUUAAUAACAUCAUUAAUAAAUAUACACAAUGUUGUGAAAGUUCCAUAAAAGCAUCCUCACAGAGUACAAAUGCUGGGAAAGAACACCAAUUUGAGCUUCUAUUUUCUUUUUUUUUUUUUUGCUCCUCCGAGUUUUAUAUUAAGAUUACAGAAAAUUAACUGACAGUCAAAUAACGAGAAACUUUGGAUUUACAAUACAUGAUGGGUUAGGCUUCAGUGGUUUGAUGAGGGUUGUACCGUUCUGCAUCCCUUUAGUGAGCACCUUGCAAAUGUAUGCUGCAGACAUCGUACCCAUUUGGCAAAAGAAAAAAAACAAAACAAAGAAAAACAAACAUAAAAAGAAACAUUCAUCAAGCAAAGGUAAAGAGAACAGAUGUAAAAAGUUACUAUCUACAUGAGAUGUGCUCCAGAUCUGUGCUGCAAAGGCAGGACUUGCUACACGGUGAUGACAUUCGACAUUCAAGCUUUCCCAACUCUGGGAACAGGCCUCAUUUUACCAGCUCAGUACAAGCACACAAAGGGUAGCAAAGAAAACGGGAGCACAUUAAGUAUCUUUAGAGGCCAGAUCAACGAGUUGUUGUUUUGGACCAUUUCUUCUCUCAGAUCAUUACCCUUGCUCCUCCAUGAGACAAAACAAAAUUAAUUAGUGAGAUCUGAAUGUGCUAGUAGGGGGGAAAUUUGUCACAAUUUGACGGAGGAAGAAAAACUGUUGCCUGUAGUUUCAGAUUUAAUGACCCAAGUGCACAUUAUAGUCAGAAGUUUACAUACACUCCUCAUGGACAUGAUGGACAUUAAUUUGAAUAUUUUAAUGAUGCAGUUUGAACAUCUGGAAGGGAUGGUUUUUUGCCCUUGCAACUUCAGUAAUGCAUAAAAAAAAUUGCUGCAUAAGUUUCGCUUAAAUAUCUACAUUUACACCCCAAAGCUUCUGACAAGAUCCUGGCUGAAUAUUGGACAACUCUUCAUAGCAGAAUUAAUGGAGAUUAUUUUAUAAUCGGUUUGUUUCCCCUCACUGAAACAGCUUAAAGCACUAUAUUCACAUUAAUUGUAAGGGUUCCUAUACAGUUCCUAUGUGAAAGUUUAAACUUUUCCACCAGGAAAGAAUAACGGGAAAAAUUUUACUCGAGGAAGGAAAUAACGAAGUGCUCAGGGAAGUGAGGGAGCAAGCGACAAAGGAAGUACAUGUAAAACAAACUGGGGACUGAAGGCAGAAGAAAUAACAUGUCAUCAGACAAUGGUAUAGAGAUUAAAGUCUGGAAAGAAAAUUAUUUCUCCAUACUUAUAAAUACCUAAAAAAAAAACUCAAAUCAAACCAAAGUCUGCCUAGGAACACUAAUCAGGGUAGAGGGCAGAAAAAAUAAUGCAAGCCUUCAACAGCAUGUUUGAUCUGGUUUGGUAUUGUACCGUUGAAACACAAAACUGUGUUCAUGUUUUCGCGGUUUGGGUCAGAACUAUCAGAAGAAAGGAAACUCGGAAGGAUGUUCAAGAACCACUAAGCCUCAAUCACACACAACAACAUGCUGGAAUGUCAGCAUCAUGGUCUAUAGCAAACUCAGCUUAACAUCAAGUGAGAGGGUUCUGAACAGCAACAACUGCACGGUCCAACAUCAGCACAUUCAAACCGGAACUUUACCCAUUCUACCGUGGUCAGAGGUCAAACAUCCAGCCUGCGUUGUGUGUGGAUCAUGCUGAUGGAUGAAAGGACAGUUGUUAAAGUAUAAACUUAAUCAGAAAAUAAUGUGUAAACGAAAAAAUAAAUAAUCCAAAAUAAAUUGAAACUUGCUCAACAAAUUAUUGCAUUUAAUAAUCACAGAAAUGUAAUAUUUUUACCCAUUAAUAUGGGAUUUAUGCUGAUGAGUGUAUAUAAAUCUCUGACUACAGUUGUAUAGACCUCCAACUGCAUCCAUAAUACAUUCUACUGAAACUGCCUGUUAAUUUUUGUGAUACUGAUAAUUUUCAGCCAUUUGGUUAAUAUCACUUCAUUAAAAAUGAUUCGAGUUGGACAGCAUGAUGGUUGGUUUUAUUGACACAUUUGAGGCAUUAUGGUGACCGCUAAAGUGAAUUCCCUCUGGAGGACGCAACGCUGCUAAGACAUGAUUGGACUGAGCUGUUGUCAUUUUGAUUUCCCAAAAGGCAGGGAGGUCUCAAAGUUUCCACUAGAUGUAAAUUUGCACAUUUGAACGACAUUUAAAAAAAAAAAAAAAAAAAA
Molecule: messenger RNA, 8012 nt
Organism: Xiphophorus maculatus (southern platyfish)
Lineage: Eukaryota; Metazoa; Chordata; Actinopteri; Cyprinodontiformes; Poeciliidae
Product: synaptotagmin-14-like
Exons: 8
Coding region: 117-2429 (770 amino acids)
Source: RefSeq, a predicted model, not a curated record